Messenger RNA from Chlamydomonas reinhardtii, 4447 nucleotides. RefSeq lists its product as uncharacterized. Gene Ontology annotation, biological process: proteolysis. The transcript has 21 exons. Gene Ontology annotation, molecular function: metalloendopeptidase activity; ATP hydrolysis activity; ATP binding. Bases 246 to 3845 code for a protein of 1199 amino acids. The record is from RefSeq and is a predicted model, not a curated record. Gene Ontology annotation, cellular component: chloroplast thylakoid; membrane. Lineage: Eukaryota; Viridiplantae; Chlorophyta; Chlorophyceae; Chlamydomonadales; Chlamydomonadaceae.
CUACAAGACAGUCAGGGCUUUGCGUUGCUAACAUAAUAUCGUUGGGUCUCCCAGGCACCUCUCGAGGCCCCGAACUUACGCUGACCAACGCGCUCCUUCCUUUAACCGCUACGAUUUAUAGUAUCCCUAAAGAGUGCACAUUAUCGUGAAGCUGAAGUAGAAACACGCCAUAAGAUAGCAGACAAGAAAGCCCUAUCGCGCUACUCUAACAUCGCGUGCGCCAAGGGCGCUGUUGCGGCUUUGCAAUGAUGCCACUGGGACUUUCGCGGAGUCUGCAGCUGAACAGUAGAUGCCAUAGAUCGGACUUUUCGCGCUUCACCGCCAGCCCGCGCUGCUGGCCUGGACCAGCCUAUCGGCGUCUGCCCAUCUUCCAAAUUGCGGCAGCGGGGUCAUCCGAUGCCCCGAGCCCGGCGGGCGGGUCACCCGCCGCCGGACCCGCACCCGGCAGCGGCGGUCCCGGCCAGCAGCCGCAGGCAGCGGCGUUGCCCGCUGGGGCGGCGGGCGACGGCGCCGCGGCGCCGGCCGUGGCACCCGCGGCGGCGGGGGGACCGCAGGGGUGUGCAGCGGCGUCCGGGGGCGCCGCGCCUGCCUCCGCCACCCCCGCCACCCCGGCUACCUCCACACCCAGCCCUGCCAGCGCUGCCAGCCCUAGCCCUAGCACCGGCGCUAGCACCAGCGCUAGCACUAGCACCGGUGCCGGCGGUGGCACUAGCAGCAGCGCCAGCAGCGGGGCUGCGACCCCCGCCGCGACGCCGCUGGGCAGCGCAGCUUCCUCUAGCUCCUCUCCCAGCUCCUCUCCCAGCUCCUCUCCCAGCUCCUCUCCCAGCUCCUCGUCGCUGCCGCCCUUCCUGAGGCAGCUGCUCAGCUGGUUUGCCGCGCUGGCGGCGGCGGUGUCUCAGUUCCCGGCCUGGGUGCGGCUGCAGCACUUGAGACGACUGAGGGAGGCGUGCGAGGCAGACCCCAAGGACGCGGACAAGCACGCCGCCUACCUCAGCGAGCUGGUGGGCGCCAACCCGCGCGAGGUGGUGGCGAGGGUGGAGAGCCGCCGCUUCGCAGUCAACGGCGCAGUGGCGGCUGAGUACCUGAAGGCGCUCAUUGCCACAGGCCGCGUGAAGGAGCUGGCGAAGGCGGACGCGGCCGAGGCAGCCGCCGCCUCGGCCGCCGCCGCCUCAGCUGCCCGGGCCGACGAGGACGCCGCUGCUGGUGCCGCCGCCGCGGAGCCGCCGCUGCCGCCGCCGCGGACGCUGUCGGAGCUGCUGCGUGACCUGCAGGAACAGCUGGCCUCCAGCCCGGCGGCCGGCGCUGCCGCGGCCGGCGGCGAGGGCGGCGCCGCGCUGUCCUCAGCGGCGGCGGUGGCGGCGGCGGGGGAGCUGCCGGCGGUUGGCUCCUCUGGGCGGCGGCCGCUGCACGUGGUCAUCACCGGGGUGCCGCCGGGGGCGCUGCAGACCGGCGCCUCCGCUGCCGCCGCCGCCGCCGCGGCGGCUCCCGCCGCCAAGCCGCUGCCGCUGCUGCUGCGGCCGCUGGCCUUCAUGGCGCGGCUGAUGGGCAUGGCGGCUGUGGCGGUGAUGCUGGCGCUCGCGUUCGUGGUGGGAGCCCAGGCCAUCCGGCGCGUGCAGGCCGCCGGCGGCGCGCUGACCUACCCCAGCUCGGGCCUGUCGGCCGGCGCCGGCCCGCCCGUGUCUUCGUCGGCGGGCGGCGGCGGCAGCGGCGCCUCCGCCUCCAGCUCGGGCCCCGGCGGCGGGCCCAGCGUGGACCCCAAGGAGUAUAAGAAGGAGGAGAUGUCGGAGAAGUCCAUCCGCACCUUCAAGGACGUCAAGGGCUGUGACGAGGCCAAGGAGGAGCUCAAAGAGGUCGUGGAGUUCCUGCGCAACCCCACCAAGUUCACGCGCCUGGGCGCCAAGCUGCCAAAGGGCGUCCUGCUGACGGGGCCGCCCGGCACCGGCAAGACGCUGCUGGCCAAGGCGGUGGCGGGCGAGGCGGGUGUGCCGUUCUUCUACCGCGCCGGCUCCGAGUUCGAGGAGCUGUACGUGGGCGUGGGCAGCCGCAGGAUGCGCGCGCUGUUCGCUGCCGCCAAGAAGAAGUCACCAUGCAUCGUGUUCAUUGACGAGAUCGACGCCAUCGGCGGUAACCGCAAAGCCUGGGAGAACCACACGCGCAAGACGCUCAACCAGCUGCUGGUGGAGAUGGACGGGUUCGAGGCCACGGAGGGCGUCAUCGUCAUGGCCGCCACCAACCUGCCCGAGUCACUGGACCCAGCGCUCAAGCGCCCGGGCCGCUUCGACCGCCAGGUGGCGGUUCCGCUACCCGACAUACAGGGUCGUCGCGACAUCCUGGAGCACUACCUCUCCGACAAGCCGCUGUCGAACGACGUGGACCGGGAGCUGCUGGCGCGGCAGACGCAGGGCUUCUCCGGCGCCGACCUGUCCAACCUGAUCAACGAGGCGGCCAUCCUGGCGGCCAAGGAGGGCGGCGACCACCUCACGCAGAGGGGGCUGGACUGGGCCUUUGACAAGGUGCUCAUGGGUCUGGAGCGCAAGUCCGUGAAGCGCACGCUAGAGGCGCGCAAGCGCACCGCCUACCACGAGGCCGGCCACGCAUUGGUGGCCUUAGCCACACCCGGCGCCUCGCCCAUCCACAAGGCAACCAUCGUGCCGCGCGGACACGCGCUGGGCAUGGUCACGCAGGUGGGCCGCGAGGACGAGUUCAGCAUCAACCGGCGGCAGAUGCUCGCGCGCAUCCGAGUGUGCAUGGGCGGCACCGUGGCGGAGGAGCUGGUGUUCGGGCAGGACGCCGUCAGCAGCGGCGCCACUGACGACCUGCGACAGGCCACCUCCAUGGCUCGUCACAUGGUGGCGGAGUGCGGCAUGAGCGCCGCCAUUGGGCCGGUGUACGUGGCGGCCAUGCACGACGAGCGCCACGGCGGCGGCGGCGUCAGCGAGGCCACUCGGCAGCGCGUGGACGCCGAGGUUGCGGCCAUGCUGGCGGAGGCCAAGCGCGAAGUGUUCCGACUCCUGACCGAGCGCGAGCAGGACCUGCACACGCUGGCGGGGGCUCUGCUGGACAAGGAGACCCUGAGCCGCGAGGAGAUCCACUCGCUGCUGCACAUGCCACCCCCCGCGCCCGAGCAGCCCUCCAGCAGCGGCGGAGGCGGAGCAGGUGGAGGCAGCGGAGGCGGCGGCGGGGACAAGCGGGAGCCGAUUCCGGAGCCGGAGCCGGCGGCGGCGCAGGCGCCCGCAGCUGCUUCGGCGUCGACAUCGACGUCGACGACGGCGGCUGUGGCGGUGGCGGCGCAGGCUGCGGGGCCGGUGGCGUCGGCUGUGACGGUUGGGGAGACGGUGGCGACAUCGGCACGGUGGCGCGCGACAGUGCCGGCGGCAGUGGGGAUGGAGGCGAGCACGAGCGGCUAUUUGGAGGGGGUGGCGGGGGGCGCAGCGCGCUGGGGGCUGGGUGGGGAUGAUCAGGGGGGCGCCCUGGGUGUUGCGCCCUCGGGGUCGGGGCGGUGGCAGCAGCAGCCACAUGCGGCGGCGGCAGAAGCGGCGGCAGCGGAGGCCGGGCCGGAGGGCUGGUCGUGGCGGGACGGCUACCGGCCUCCUGCCGCGUCAGCACCGCCAGCAACCGCUUCAUCCUCUUCACAGCAGCAGCAGCAGCAGGACCGGAGCGGACACCAGCAGGCAUGGGAGGGGCGGCAAUGGGGCGAGCAGCAGCAGCAGCAGCAGUACGCAGGGCUUCGGGUGGCGGAGUAUGAGGGCGUGAGCGAGGACGACGUAGAGCCCGUGCUACCGCGGCGACAGCAGGAGCGGGAGGCGGUGGAGGGGCAGUCGCUGGGAUGGGCGCAGCGGCAGUAGCCGGUAGGAAGCGCUGGUGGAGCGCUGGGUCGCGUGAGCGGCCGCGAACGGGUGUUGGUGAACUCUAAUUGCUGCAGGAUGUUGAACUGAUGGGGGCUUCAAUUGUGGCGUGGUUCGGGGGAGGGCGAGUGCCUGUGCCCGCCACGUCUGAUACGGUAGAUCCCGGUGCUGUUUCAUGUCCCAACGUACGGGGUACCGCCAGGCUUUGCAUUCAGGAUCUUGGCCUCCAUAAGUCUUCGGGUGCUGGGACUGUCCCCUCUAACAUCCGCAUUCAUAAGUCUGGGACUGCACAUACGGUGCCCAGCAGGUUGGAGUGGUCGGGUGAGGUUGCAUGUGAUGAGCGAAGAUUGUGCAGGCGGAUUACCUACCGUGUAGCAGGGCCCGUUGCCAUUGCAACUUGCAAACCAGUUUGGGCGGCUGGGCAUGCGAUUGGAGAUAGAGAUCAGACGCUGGGAGGAGGCGUAACCUGAGACUUUCUGGGAUGGCUGCAGAAAGGACAGGGGGGGGGGGUAGAAAGCUCAGAUUCUUACCCCAUGCUCAAAAUUACAGAGCUUUAGGAGAGCAUUACGCACGUACUUCUAGUUUUGUAAGGGGGUGUGGUG